UUGGUUUCAAAUAUUUACAUAAAAAUAUUAUUUUUGGGGGGUAAAAUUGCUAUUGACUCUUUUCUAAUUGGCUAAAAACUGAACAACUGUAAAACGAAUUCAGACAAAAGCAAGUUUCAACUAAACAUCAGUAUUAUGGAGUCGCUGCAUCGAGUAGAAACACUACUUCCUGGUCUCCAUCAUCACCCUCGUACGAAAGCCAACAGAAACAGAGUAUUCAGAUCUGUGAAGGUCUUCAACAACCCAAGAAAGUGUCAGUGUUUUGAUCUCCACGACAAGUUGGUUCCAUACAAGAAAGCUUGGACAUGGCAGAAACGCAUCGUCGAGGAGAAAAAGACAUUGAUUGAUACAAACCAAGACUGUCCAGACACUGUGAUUUUAUUACAACACUCUCCUGUUUACACAAUGGGGACCGGCAGCUCAGAGGACUAUCUCAAUUUCGACGUAAAGGAUGCUCCUUUCGAUGUAUAUCGAACAGAGCGUGGUGGUGAAGUCACUUACCAUGGUCCUGGUCAGCUGGUUAUGUAUCCUAUAAUCAAUCUUCGGAAUCACGAGAUGGAUCUUCAUUGGUACCUGAGGACGCUUGAAGAGGUUGUCAUCCGUGUUCUUUCCUCUGCUUUCUCUAUCAAAGCUUCACGUCUUGAUGGUUUAACUGGAGUUUGGGUCGGCGACCAAAAAGUGGCGGCUAUUGGUAUUCGUGUGUCGAAAUGGAUAACGUAUCAUGGUUUGGCUCUUAAUGUCACAACUGAUCUAACGCCGUUCAACUCGAUAGUUCCGUGUGGGAUUAGAGACAGACAAGUUGGGAGCAUAAAGGGUUUGCUUGAAGAUGGAAAGGUUGGUGAUUUGAGGUUGAUUGAUAUAGCUCACGAGUCUUUACUUAAGGAGUUCUCUGAAGUUUUCAAGCUUCAAAUCGAAAAGGAAACAGUUUCUGAUCCUAAUAUUCUGCUUGGUUCCUCAGAUCACAUGAAUACAAGAAGUAGCUCAGGUUCCAGGACUAGCUUCCACUUGAGGUAUCUCUUUAACGCUCGCUCACAGGACUUGGAUCAAAUGUCAGAAAUUGCGGUGGUUCUUACUCGUGUCUCAACUUCGGGAAAGAAACGGACAUCUGACUUUUGUAACAUACCACCAAGAUACCUUGUCAGCCGAUACCCGCGGAUAAAAGUCUCUACUAUCCUGGCACAAGAGCAGUUUCUUCGAUGCCACGUGCUGUUUGACAAACAUGGCGUGCCUCUUCAUUCCAUCUCCACCUGCUCCUUACUUACAGUUCCUACAGUCCUUAGACUGGUGCUUAAAGCUGUUUAA
Molecule: messenger RNA, 1302 nt
Organism: Raphanus sativus (radish)
Lineage: Eukaryota; Viridiplantae; Streptophyta; Magnoliopsida; Brassicales; Brassicaceae
Product: octanoyltransferase LIP2p, chloroplastic-like
Exons: 7
Coding region: 136-1302 (388 amino acids)
Biological process (GO): protein lipoylation
Cellular component (GO): mitochondrion
Molecular function (GO): lipoyl(octanoyl) transferase activity
Source: RefSeq, a predicted model, not a curated record